GAAAAUAAAGGGAUUGCAUGAAAUAAAAAGAACAAGACACACACAGAGAGAGAGAGAGAAAGAGAGAGAGAGAGUUUGCUCCAUGAAUUUGUUCCAGUUUCCACUUUCUCUUUGGAAAUGCGAUGGAAAAAUGGAAUGGAUUUAGCACGAAUCCCUGAUUUUUCGGGCCAAAACAGAGCAGAGAAACAGACAUUCAGCUCCUCCGAUUGCUGCUAUUUUUAAGCCGUGCGAAAUACCAUCGUCUCUCUAUGCAAGAUGAAGAUUUCCUGACUUGAACUACGAACGACACGCGUGUCGGUUGCCUAUUUAUUCCUUCACAUGGUUCUCUGCAGCUUGAAAAGAUCAAGUGUACAAACUGAAGUUAUGAUUUCAUGAUUGUCUGCCAGGUGGCAACAGCAAUAACAAUAACAACAACAACAACAACAACUCAUUCAAGAAGAAGCCUGCUAUCAACGACUGAAAUUCUCCUUUGGGAUCUCUUGCUCUUUCGGGUGUGCUUGCAAAAGCUGGAAGGAAAAACAAGAAAAGCAGGAACAACCAGCAUGAGUGGCAAAGAAGAAGAGCCCGGCUACUCAGAUAGCAGCGUGAAGAAGAUGCUCAAGUGUGUGGUGAUUGGUGACGGAGCUGUUGGGAAGACCUGCCUGCUGAUGAGUUACGCCAAUGAUGCGUUUCCAGAAGAAUAUGUGCCAACAGUGUUUGACCACUAUGCAGUUACUGUGACAGUUGGAGGCAGGCAACAUUUGCUUGGACUUUAUGACACAGCAGGACAGGAGGACUACAAUCAACUGAGACCCCUCUCCUACCCCAACACAGAUGUGUUUUUGAUCUGUUUCUCUGUGGUAAACCCUGCUUCCUAUCAUAAUGUCCAAGAGGAAUGGGUUCCGGAAUUGAAAGUCUGCAUGCCACAAGUGCCUUAUGUUCUGAUAGGAACACAAAUCGACCUUCGAGAUGACCCCAAAACUUUGGCUCGGUUAUUAUACAUGAAAGAGAAGCCCCUGACUUAUGAACAUGGCAUCAAAUUGGCUAAAGAGAUUGGAGCCCAGUGCUACUUAGAGUGUUCAGCUUUGACCCAGAAAGGCCUGAAAGCUGUCUUUGAUGAAGCAAUCCUCACAAUCUUCAAUCCCAAGAGGAAGAAGAAACUUUGUGCCAAGUGUUGCAGCUGCUGUUCAGUUCUAUGAUGCCUGGAGUUCAAAGUGGACCAGUUGUUGCCAGUUAAUAAUCUAAUCCUACACAGAGGGAUGUGACCAGAAAAAAAAACUACUUUAUAAAGUGAUUCCUCCUAAUCUGUGAUUCCUCUCAAAUGCAACUUUGUAGACUUUUUAUGCCUUGCUUUUUUUUUCCCUCUAAUGACUAUGCAUCUGUAAAUACAAGUUCGUGUUUUGAUAACUUCUCUCUGCUUAGCCAGCAGAUACAAGGAAAAAAAACUUUAGAAAUUCUUGAUAUAGUCAGAAUCCCUGAUGCACCUGGAAGGAAAAAAAGAUCUAAGGAUCCUAAUCCUACACCUGAGCCAAAAAGAACAAGCUUUGUCAUUAGCAACCACAGGAAGAAAUUAGUAAAUUCCAGCUUUUUUUUUUCCUUUUUAUGACCCUGUAGUCUCUUAAUUCAGGAUAGUGUCAGGGUGGCUGGAAGCAGCUGAGCAUUUACUAGCUUGAUGCCCUUCCUGACACCUACGUGGAGUUUGCAGCACAUAUUUUUUCACAGCAGAGAGUAAAUCCCUGUAUGAAUAUGCAAUAAUGAUUAAACUUGAAACCCCCAAAAUGGCAUUUAGACAUUUUUUAGGAGUCAGCCAUGUUGACUCAUGUAGAAGUUCAGUGUCAAUUCAAUCUUAAUGCACAGCAAUGCUUUUGAGAGAGAUGGCAUAGAAUACAAAGUCAUUAAUGUGCUGUUCUUGUCUUCCUUUUAUAAAUGAAGCAUGACCCAAAGAAAUACUCUCAGGUUGCAUUGUCAUGUUGCCAUUGGACGUGUGAGAUUUUCCUCUUCUUAAAUGAAAUCUGAAGCUCUCACAUUGUGCAUUUUUCAAAAUCAUUUCAAAAUAGUAAUUGUCUGGAUUUGAGAAGUCAGAAAAUGCAGGGGGAAAUGUACAUAUGUCCUGUCUGCCAAUCGAGACUUUUUUUCUUAGAAUUUAUUAUUAUUAUUCAAGCAUAAUACAAAACUACAAUAAGAACUACAAACUGCCCUUUAAACAGUAUAAAUGAGGUUCCUCAACUUUCAGCUCCCAGAAUGCAUGAAGUUCAGCCAUCUAAAAGUUGCUGAGGUUGAGAAACACCCCUGUAGAUGGUCUCAGCUCAAAUCCAGUUCCUAAUUACUAAUUUUCUUGACAAUGGCAAGAAAGCAAUCGGCCAUUGUUUUCUGCUGGGGUGCUUUUAAUAUUUUUUUUAACUCUUAGGAUAAUCCAUAGGUCUGGUAUUAUUCCUUGGUGUCUUCCAUCCAAGUACUAACUAAGCCUGUAACUAUUUAACUUCUGAGCCCAGACAGGUUAGGACAAGUGGGGUCACUUACUAAAGAUGCUAAUUUGCACAAUCAAGAUCAAAAGGCAGCUUCAGAUCAAAUACAAGCAGAUCCUGAGAAAACCGGACACAUGCAUUUCACACACAUGGAUGUGUGCUCACACAAAACAAAUACACCAAAUACAAACCACCAUUCUUACCUCUUUCCCUGACCUGGAAAAACUAGUUGAAAGUACCAAAAUGCUUAGAGAAAGAAGGAUUUUUAGAAGGAGCAGCAGUCCAUUCGAAGCAACGUUUGCUUCAGUUUUGGGAUGAAGUAUAUACAAAAUGGCUUCAACUGCUCUCUUUUUCAGUAGCUUCACCUCUUUCUCCUAUUGCUUUUGCCAAUUCUGCCUCUCUUGAUUCAAACCAGUUGGCAAUAAUCUAUGCAGAUGCAAAAUGAUUUCAAUCUGUAGCCUCCUCUGGUGGUAUUUGGAAUUGAUCCUCCUUGCACAGAGAGGCCAGGUUUGGCUAGCUUCAUUAGUUUAGAUGCUAUGUGAUUGAAAGCAAUCACAACUUCUUCAGCAAAGCUGGCUGGGGAAUUCUGGGAGUUGAAGUCCGCCAGGCUUAAAGUUGCCAAGGUUGAAGACCCCUGACUUAGAAGCUACUUGUGAUUAUGGAAAAAAUGGUUGUCAUUCCAAUUGUCACCCGGCUAGGAAACCAUAAGGAAGUAGCUAUUAUAACCAAAAGGCUUUUAUUGUUGUAAAUGCCUUCUUUGCAAAAUGUUUUCUACAAUUUAUAUCAUUGAUACAUGAUUCUUAAAAGAAACAUUUUUAAAAUA
This is a messenger RNA of Ahaetulla prasina, 3267 nucleotides long. RefSeq names its product ras homolog family member J (gene RHOJ). Lineage: Eukaryota; Metazoa; Chordata; Lepidosauria; Squamata; Colubridae. The record is from RefSeq and is a predicted model, not a curated record. The transcript is spliced from 5 exons. The coding region runs from base 372 to 1178 and encodes 268 amino acids. Gene Ontology annotation, biological process: small GTPase-mediated signal transduction. Gene Ontology annotation, molecular function: GTP binding; GTPase activity.